This is a messenger RNA of Aspergillus nomiae NRRL 13137, 975 nucleotides long. RefSeq names its product zinc-binding alcohol dehydrogenase family protein. Gene Ontology annotation, molecular function: oxidoreductase activity, acting on NAD(P)H. The record is from RefSeq and is a predicted model, not a curated record. The coding region runs from base 1 to 975 and encodes 324 amino acids. NCBI's taxonomy places the organism in Eukaryota, Fungi, Ascomycota, Eurotiomycetes, Eurotiales, Aspergillaceae. The transcript has 6 exons.
AUGUCGGCAUCCAACUCUGCGGUCUGGCUUCUAGAAGCGGGCGGAGACUUCGUUGUCAAAGAGGCCCCAUUGCAUACCCCCGGUCCUGAUGAAGUUCUCAUCAAGAACAAAGCUGUCGCGGUCAAUCCCAUGGAAUGGAAGAUCCAGGUCUAUGGACCGGACCUUCCUUUUCCCAAGCAAUACCCUUUCAUCCUCGGCGGCGACAUAGCCGGAGAAAUCUACGAAGUGGGCCAAGAUGUAACCACCUUCAAAAAGGGAGACCGAGUAAUGGGGGUAGCCAACUGGUUCCUUACCAAUGAAAUCAGGAACUCUGGGUUCCAAAAUUAUACGAUCUCCCUAUCAACGGCAGCAAUGGGCCUCUACCCAGCUGGCCGGCUUGAGCUCCCCUUACCCCAUACCCUUCAGCCAAAACCCAUCAACAAGGUUAUCCUCGUCUGGGGCGGCUCAUCGAGCACCGGAAGCGCAACAAUCCAACUGGCAGUAGCAUCGGGGGCAACUGUUAUCGCCACCGCGUCUGCAAAGAACCAUUCCUUCGUGCAGAGUCUCGGUGCCGCUAAGGUGCUGGAUUACCACCAGGAUAGCAUCAUCCAAGACCUAGUCAAGGCUAUUCAGGACACCCCAGGGGAAUUUGUGGGUGCCCUGGAUGCUAUUGCGGAGGAGGGGACAGUAAGGAGCUGUGCAGAUGUGGUGAAGGGACUUGGUGGUGGACGUGUGGUUACGAACUUGCCUAUGCCGGUUCAGGAUAUACCUGAUACAGUGGAGGUUGUUGGUGUUGUUGAUGUCGCGAAUAUCUCUGAUUUUAAGGAGAUCUCGGAGGGUAUCUGGGGUAAGUUUGUCCCUGAGGCAUUGAGGAAUGGGACAUUGAAACCGGUUCCUGAGCCCUUAGUGGUUGGAGAGGGCUUGGGGAAGGUCCCUGAGGGUGUCUCUUUAUCUCGGCAGGGCAUCUCAGCGAAGAAGAUCGUUGUGACCUUGUAA